Messenger RNA from Zygosaccharomyces rouxii, 5235 nucleotides. RefSeq names its product DNA-directed RNA polymerase II subunit RPB1 (gene RPO21). The coding region runs from base 1 to 5235 and encodes 1744 amino acids. Gene Ontology annotation, molecular function: DNA binding. The transcript has a single exon. The record is from RefSeq and is a predicted model, not a curated record. Gene Ontology annotation, cellular component: RNA polymerase II, core complex. Gene Ontology annotation, biological process: transcription by RNA polymerase II. Lineage: Eukaryota; Fungi; Ascomycota; Saccharomycetes; Saccharomycetales; Saccharomycetaceae.
AUGGUUGGUCAACAGUAUUCUAGUGCUCCUCUACGUACCGUCAAGGAAGUGCAAUUUGGUCUUUUUUCUCCAGAGGAAAUAUGUGCUAUCAGUGUGGCUAAAAUUAAAUUCCCAGAGACCAUGGAUGAGACUCAAACUAGAGCCAAAAUUGGCGGGCUAAAUGACCCAAGACUGGGAUCUAUCGACCGUAGUUUGAAAUGUCAGACCUGUCAGGAAGGUAUGAACGAAUGUCCUGGCCACUUUGGUCACAUUGAACUGGCAAAGCCAGUUUUUCACAUUGGUUUUAUAUCUAAGAUUAAGAAGGUCUGUGAAUGUGUUUGUAUGCACUGUGGUAAACUACUGUUAGAUGAACAUAAUGAACAGAUGCGUCAAGCAAUAAAGAUUAAAGAUUCUAAGAAAAGAUUUAAUGCUGUGUGGAGUCUGUGUAAAGCUAAGAUGAUUUGUGAUACCGAUGUACCUUCAGAUGAAGAUCCAACUCAGUUAAUCUCAAGAGGUGGUUGCGGUAAUGCGCAACCAACAAUUAGAAGGGAUGGGUUGAAGCUUGUGGGUAGCUGGAAAAAGGAUAAAAAUAGUGGUGAUAAUGAAGAACCUGAACAAAGAGUUUUAAAUAUGGAGGAAAUUCUUAAUAUCUUCAAACAUAUUUCUCCCGAGGAUUCCUGGAAGUUAGGUUUCAAUGAGGAGUUCGCUAGGCCAGAAUGGAUGAUUCUAACAGUUUUACCGGUUCCACCACCACCUGUACGUCCAUCCAUUUCUUUUAACGAAUCUCAAAGAGGUGAAGAUGACUUGACCUUCAAGCUAGCGGAUAUUUUGAAGGCAAAUAUAAGUUUAGAAACUUUAGAACAUAACGGUGCUCCUCAUCACACUAUAGAAGAAGCUGAAAGUUUACUUCAAUUCCAUGUGGCUACCUAUAUGGAUAACGAUAUCGCAGGUCAACCACAAGCUUUACAGAAAUCCGGACGUCCUGUUAAAUCUAUACGUGCCAGAUUGAAGGGUAAGGAAGGUCGUAUCAGAGGUAACUUAAUGGGUAAGCGUGUAGAUUUCUCUGCAAGAACUGUGAUUUCUGGUGACCCAAACUUAGAUUUGGAUCAAGUGGGUGUUCCAAAGUCGAUUGCGAAGACCUUGACGUACCCUGAAGUCGUCACGCCUUAUAAUAUCGAUCGUCUGACAAUGCUUGUACGUAACGGUCCUAACGAACAUCCAGGUGCCAAAUAUGUGAUCCGUGACAAUGGUGAUCGUAUUGAUCUAAGGUACAGUAAGAGAGCGGGUGACAUCCAGUUACAAUACGGUUGGAAGGUGGAGCGUCAUGUUAUUGAUAAUGAUCCAGUUUUGUUCAACCGUCAACCUUCUCUUCACAAAAUGUCAAUGAUGGCCCACAAGGUUAAAGUGAUGCCGUAUUCGACAUUCAGAUUAAACUUGUCUGUCACUUCUCCAUACAAUGCCGAUUUUGAUGGUGAUGAAAUGAACUUACACGUUCCACAAUCUGAAGAAACAAGGGCCGAGCUUUCGCAGUUGUGUGCAGUGCCCCAGCAGAUUGUAUCUCCUCAAUCAAAUAAACCUUGUAUGGGUGUUGUGCAAGAUACUCUAUGUGGUAUUCGUAAAUUGACGUUAAGAGACAACUUCAUCGAGUUGGGCCAAGUAUUAAAUAUGCUUUAUUGGGUUCCAGAUUGGGAUGGUGUGAUCCCUACUCCAGCAAUUUUAAAGCCUAAACCACUAUGGACAGGUAAGCAAUUAUUGUCUGUGGCUAUUCCUAAAGGUAUCCACUUGCAGCGAUUCGAUGAAGGUACUACGCUGUUGUCCCCCAAGGACAACGGUAUGCUGGUCAUUGAUGGUCAGAUCAUCUUUGGUGUCGUGGACAAGAAAACCGUUGGUUCUUCAAGUGGUGGUCUAAUCCACGUCGUGACCAGAGAAAAGGGUCCUCAAGUGUGUGCCACUUUAUUUAGUAACAUUCAAAAAGUCGUCAACUACUGGUUCCUGCAUUGUGGUUUUUCUACUGGUAUUGGUGAUACCAUUGCUGAUGGACAGACCAUGAGGCAAAUUACUGAAGCUAUCGCGGAAGCCAAGGUAAAGGUGGAGGAUGUUACCAAGGAGGCUCAAGCAAACUUGCUUACUGCCAAACACGGUAUGACUCUUCGUGAAUCGUUUGAAGAUAAUGUGGUGCGUUAUCUGAACGAGGCAAGAGAUAAAGCCGGUCGUCUGGCAGAAGUCAACUUGAAUGAUACGAAUUUUGUGAAACAGAUGGUAAGUGCGGGUUCAAAGGGUUCUUUCAUUAACAUUGCACAGAUGUCUGCAUGUGUGGGACAACAGUCUGUUGAAGGUAAGCGUAUUGCCUUCGGUUUUGUUGACCGUACUCUACCCCAUUUUUCAAAGGACGAUUAUUCACCUGAAUCUAAAGGUUUUGUUGAAAACUCUUAUUUAAGAGGUCUAACCCCUCAAGAGUUCUUUUUCCAUGCUAUGGGUGGUCGUGAAGGUUUGAUUGAUACUGCCGUGAAGACAGCCGAAACGGGUUAUAUUCAACGUCGUUUGGUCAAGGCUCUGGAGGAUAUUAUGGUUCAUUACGAUGGUACCACCAGAAACUCAUUGGGUAAUAUCAUUCAAUUCAUCUACGGUGAAGACGGUAUGGAUGCAGCUCACAUAGAAAAGCAAGCCGUGGAGACUAUUGGUGGUUCUGAUAGGAACUUUGAGAGGAGAUACAGAAUAGAUCUUCUCAACCCAGAUUACUCUCUGGAUCCAUCUUUGCUAGAAUCUGGUUCUGAAAUUAUUGGUGACUUGAAAUUACAGUCAUUGUUGGAUGAAGAAUACAAGCAGCUAGUAGAGGACCGUAAGUUUUUGAGACGUAUCUUCGUAGACGGUGAAGUCAACUGGCCUCUUCCUGUGAAUAUCAGACGUAUCAUACAAAAUGCCCAACAGACAUUCAGAAUUGACCGUUCUAAACCAUCAGAUGUGACAAUUAGAGAUGUUGUCUGGGGUGUCAAAGAACUGCAAGAAAGACUGCUUGUUGUAAGGGGUAACAGUAGGAUCAUCAAGGAAGCUCAAGAAGAUGCUAUUACAUUAUUCUGUUGUUUGAUGCGUUCUCGUCUUGCCUCACGUAGGGUGAUUCAGGAAUACAGAUUAACCAAGCAGGCAUUUGAAUGGGUUUUGAACAAUAUUGAAGUUCAGUUCCUACGUUCGGUUGUUCACCCAGGUGAAAUGGUCGGGGUGCUGGCAGCUCAAUCCAUCGGUGAACCUGCCACUCAAAUGACUUUAAACACUUUCCACUUUGCCGGUGUUGCCUCCAAGAAGGUCACUUCUGGUGUGCCUCGUUUAAAGGAAAUUUUGAACGUUGCAAAAAACAUGAAGACUCCAUCAUUAACAGCCUAUUUAGAACCGGACUAUGCUGCUGACCAAGAAAAAGCUAAAUUGAUCAGAUCAGUUAUUGAACACACAACUUUGAAGAGUGUCACAGUUGCUUCGGAAAUUUACUAUGAUCCUGAUCCACGUUCAACUGCAAUUCCUGAAGAUGAGGAAAUUAUUCAAUUGCAUUUCUCCCUGCUCGAUGAUGAGACUGAAAAGUCCUUGGCUCAACAAUCUCCAUGGCUAUUACGUCUUGAACUAGAUCGUGCAGCUAUGAACGAUAAAGAUUUGACCAUGGGUCAAGUGGGUGAAAAGAUCAAGGAAACCUUUAAGAAUGAUCUUUUCGUCAUUUGGUCUGAAGAUAACGCUGAGCAAUUGAUCAUCCGUUGUCGUGUGGUUCGUCCUAAGUCUAUGGACUUGGAGACAGAGGCCGAGGAAGAUCAUAUGUUGAAGAAAAUCGAAAAUACGAUGUUGGAAAACAUUACUUUACGUGGUGUUGAAAACAUUGAACGUGUUGUUAUGAUGAAAUACGAUAGGAAGGUACCAAGUGAGACCGGUGAAUAUCAGAAGAUUCCUGAAUGGGUUCUGGAAACUGAUGGUGUUAACUUAUCUGAAGUUAUGACUGUACCUGGUGUCGAUGCCAGCAGAAUUUAUACCAACUCAUUCAUCGAUAUCAUGGAAGUUCUCGGAAUUGAGGCAGGUCGUGCCGCAUUGUACAAAGAAGUUUUCAAUGUUAUUGCUUCUGACGGUUCUUAUGUUAACUACAGACAUAUGGCUCUUUUGGUCGAUGUCAUGACCACUCAAGGUGGACUAACAUCUGUGACUCGUCACGGUUUCAACAGAUCUAACACUGGUGCAUUAAUGAGAUGCUCUUUCGAAGAAACUGUGGAAAUUUUGUUCGAGGCUGGUGCUUCUGCAGAAUUGGAUGACUGUCGCGGUGUUUCUGAAAACGUUAUUUUGGGACAAAUGGCUCCAAUUGGUACUGGUGCGUUCGAUGUCAUGAUUGAUGAAGAAUCUUUGGUUAAAUACAUGCCAGAACAGAAGAUUACAGAGCUAGUGGACGGACAAGACGGCGGUGCCACUCCUUACAGCAAUGAAAACGGCUUGAUCAACACCGAAGUUGACGUGAAGGACGAGUUGAUGUUUUCUCCAUUGGUGGACUCCGGUUCUACGGAUGCAAUGGCUGGUGGGUUCACGGCAUACGGCGGCGGAUCUGCUUCAUUUGGCUCUUACGGUGAUGCACCAAUCUCUCCUGGUUUUGGCGGUGUAUCCUCACCCGGAUUUUCACCUUCUUCUCCAACCUAUUCGCCAACAUCACCAUCAUAUUCACCAACAUCACCAUCAUACUCUCCUCCUUCACCAAACUACAGUCCAACUUCGCCAAGUUAUUCACCAACUUCGCCAAGUUACUCCCCAACUUCACCAUCGUACUCACCAACCUCGCCAAGCUACAGUCCAACUUCGCCAAGUUAUUCCCCAACUUCGCCAAGUUACUCCCCAACUUCUCCAAGUUACUCCCCAACUUCACCAAGCUAUAGCCCAACAUCACCAAGUUAUAGCCCAACAUCUCCAUCAUAUUCACCAACCUCGCCAUCAUACUCUCCUACAUCACCAAGCUAUAGUCCAACAUCACCAAGCUAUAGUCCAACAUCACCAUCAUACUCACCAACAUCACCGAACUAUAGUCCUACGUCACCAAGCUAUAGUCCAACAUCACCAAGCUAUAGCCCAACUUCACCAUCGUAUUCACCAACAUCACCAAGCUAUAGCCCAACAUCACCAAGCUAUAGUCCAACAUCACCAAGCUACUCACCAACAUCACCAAACUAUAGCCCAGGUUCCCCAACUUAUUCACCAAGCUCACCAAAGCAAGAUGAUAGAGAAAAAGAUGGAAACCACUCUUAA